CUGAAAUUGUGCCUUACGUUACAACAGCUAUAUGUGCGUUGGAAUCUAUGAAAGAAAUAUUUUUUGUAGUCGUGCUUUUAUUUGUGGAUGGGUCAAAAAUCACCCCAUUUAAUAAAUUAGCCAUACCUCUUAAAGAUGACUUUUACAUUUGUGUGAAAGCAAGGGUAAUGUGUUUCUUUUUCAAAACCAUUGUUGAGCAAUAUUGUGAGGAACGGCCCUCAAAUCUCUUCAAAAGUGGGGUACCCUUCCUCCGCUGCAGCCGACAUUGAGGAUAAGAGGGAACGCAAGAGACAAGUGAAGGUGUCUUGGAGCUCCGCUUUGGAAAUGGCGGUGUCCUGACUGUGCCCCACCUGGGCAGGCAGGCAGGCAGGUUGCAUUAUUUUGCAUUUUGCAAAAGACAUGGCAGAGGAGCAGCUCCUCCCUCCACUCGUCGAUGCUGUUGACAACUGCGCCCAGAUUCUCCUGUCGGUGAGCUACCAUCAAGUUCUGCUCCGCGGCGCUGCACUGAAGAAAGUGAGAAGAGAAGUUCUUCACCAUGAACUGGGGUUUCCUCCAAGGCCUCCUGAGCGGGGUGAACAAGUACUCGACGGCCUUUGGGCGCGUGUGGCUGUCCAUCGUGUUCGUCUUCAGGGUGCUGGUGUUCGUGGUGGCGGCCGAGAAGGUUUGGGGUGACGAGCAGAAGGACUUCAAAUGCAACACACUCCAGCCGGGCUGCCACAACGUCUGCUACGACCACUUCUUCCCCGUGUCCCACGUGAGGCUGUGGGCCCUCCAGCUCAUCUUCGUCACGUGCCCCUCGUUCUUGGUGGUGAUGCACGUGGCCUACCGGGAGGACCGCGAGCGCAAGAACCGCCUCAAGUACGGCGAGAACUGCCGCCGCCUCUACCAGAACACGGGCAAGAAGCGCGGAGGCCUGUGGUGGACCUACGUCCUGACUCUGGUCUUCAAAGUCAGCGUGGACGCCACCUUCGUCUACCUCCUUUACCAUAUCUACGAGGGCUACGACUUCCCUUUAUUGAUCAAGUGCGAGCAGAAGCCGUGCCCCAACACGGUGGACUGCUUCAUCUCGCGGCCCACCGAGAAAAAAAUCUUCACCAUCUUCAUGGUGGUCACGAGCCUGGCCUGCAUCCUCCUGUCGCUUCUGGAGAUCUUUUACCUGGUGGGCAAGCGCUGCCGCGAGCUCUUCACGGCCGUCCAUUACUCUCACCACAUUAUGACCACCAGCGGCAGCAACUUGAUGGAGUCAAACAACCUGAAGAUGUCUCAAAAGAACACGCUGGAAACCCCGGCCCCUGCCUACAGCGUGGCUAUAUCAUGAAAUAAUACAGGCAAAGACUUGAGACUUGAGGCAGGCAGGCACUUUCCCUGAUCUGAUGAUUGACUUCUUACUGUCUGGAUUUUUUUUUUUGAGGGGUGGGGGGAUGUUUCUUGCCCCACGAUGGCACAUUUUCACUGGAGUGUUUUCACUGCAAAAGGCAAGUUUGUGUAAAGUGAGCUUUGAGAGCAUUGCAUGACUCAGUCUGUGUUUUGGAUCCUGUGGUCUCCAAAACGCCCACGUGGUUUCUGUGUAAGAUUUUCCUCCGUGGCCGGUGCCAAACCUCCAAAUGUUUUCAUUCAAACUGUGCGGAGUCUUUUCAACUCAGUAUAAACUCUAUGGAUGUCUUUUACUUUUGAAUGAAAUGGGAACUCUGAAUGUUCUGAACUCCUGUUUCCACGCUAGCGUCGUCAUACUCAACUUCCCAAAUCUGACAUGAUGUACUUUCUUAACUAGUUGAGACCAAAUGGAGUACAGUUUGCUACCAAGUACUGCCCUCCAUUUAGGCCCCAGUUUCUCUAAUUGCCCAACAAUCAGUUCCACACCGUCAACUGAUCAUUUCCUACCGAUCAUUAAACCGACGACUAAGUCACUUCCUUGCGUUAACCGCCAUCAUGUACCAUUGGGUUGAACCACAACAGAAACUGUUACUCAAGAGUCAUUCCCAAAGUAUCUAAGUAUUCCCCAGAAGAAUUGAAUCGGUACUCUUUUGCUUCCGCUUUUCCUUCCGGUGUGGUCCUGUCCCAAUACUUUUGUCCACUAGCCAUUUGUAUGUUUGGGUGUGCGAAUGUACAUUUGCGUUUUACAUUGUGUAUGUAAUUUAUCACCACGUUAGUAUGCAAGAUACUUGUUUUUACACUGUUAAGAUGUGUAUAUUUUCAGUAAAUACUUGUUUUCGA
Syngnathoides biaculeatus (alligator pipefish) is the source of this 2214-nucleotide messenger RNA. It is a transcript of the gene gjb10, whose product is annotated as gap junction protein beta 10. Lineage: Eukaryota; Metazoa; Chordata; Actinopteri; Syngnathiformes; Syngnathidae. The transcript has 2 exons. The record is from RefSeq and is a predicted model, not a curated record. Bases 536 to 1318 code for a protein of 260 amino acids. Gene Ontology annotation, biological process: cell communication. Gene Ontology annotation, cellular component: connexin complex.